Messenger RNA from Lactuca saligna, 755 nucleotides. The record is from the annotation of a GenBank genome assembly. NCBI's taxonomy places the organism in Eukaryota, Viridiplantae, Streptophyta, Magnoliopsida, Asterales, Asteraceae.
AUGUCUCACGUAUAUGUAAGAUCCAUCUCAUCUGCGUCAUCGGUGCUUCGCUCUUUCUUCAUCGUCGCCCCAAUUGAUUCAGAUUGUUGUUCCUCAGGGUUUGCGACUUCCAGUUCUGUCAACAUUAAAGUCACUCUUUUGUAUUCUUCGGCUUUCUCCGGUGAAGUCGACAACAUGAUAACCCCUAUCACGCAUCAUCUCCACACAUCUGCAAGUGACCACCGAGUGUCCGAGUCCAUUAUGCACCUUCUCCCUCUAUGUGACAACAUCCAAAAGGAAAGCCAUCACAGUAAACUAGGGUUUCUGUUAUCAGAAUCGAGGGCAGUGACAGAGUUUCAAAAGACCAAAGAUGAUGAACAAGAACAAUGUAAUGGCUACUGGAUUCAAUUGACAAAGGGCGCAGUUGGCUUUGUUGAGACAGUCCACGGUCUGCCACUGCAAGAAGGCAAAUCCUCAGUUCACCAGAUAGUAGAAGUGAACAAAACCAAGAAGGGAAAGUUUGCAGUUGAACUCAUACGAUUUCUGUUAUCUUCACAGUGAUGAUUUACUUUGUAUGCUACCUGUUAAAUUUUUAAUCAAUAUUUUGAAAGUUGAAACUUAAAAUGGGUGAAAUGUGGCAUUGGAUUAGUUUAACGUAUCUAAUCCCGCAAAGCGGGAUUCUUCCCUAUUUUUUAUUAAUUAUAUUAAAUUUUAUUAAUUGUCUUGUAGGAUUGUACAAAAUAUGAUAUAUUUCAAAAUUUAUUUUUUAUCCACCU